This is a messenger RNA of Magnolia sinica, 723 nucleotides long. RefSeq lists its product as uncharacterized. Bases 1 to 723 code for a protein of 240 amino acids. NCBI's taxonomy places the organism in Eukaryota, Viridiplantae, Streptophyta, Magnoliopsida, Magnoliales, Magnoliaceae. The record is from RefSeq and is a predicted model, not a curated record. The transcript has 2 exons.
AUGCCUGUAAAACAACAACCUCAGACCAUGGCAACGAAGCUGAGCUUGAAGCUUCUGGUGGACAAGAAAUCCAACAAAGUCCUGUUCGCGGAAGCAGGAAAAGAAUUCAUUGAUUUUCUCUUCAAUCUCCUUACAUUACCCCUCGGCUCUGUAACAAAGCUGCUGACAAGAGGACGCAUGGUUGGAUGCAUAGGAAGACUGUAUGGAAGUGUAGAAAAUCUAAGUGGCGCUUACAUACAACCCAACCAAAACAAAAAAGACCUUCUCAAUCCUAAGACCUCAUCACCCCAAAAAGGCAAAAAUCCUCCUCUUUUCUUACAAAAUGUCACUUCAACAGCAAGAAAGAAGCUCUACGUGUGCACCAGUUGCAGCCACCAAAAACGGUAUUAUACGGAUGUUAAUGGCACGCUGUGCCGCAACUGCAAGCAUAGGAUGUCUACUGAGAUAACCUAUGUUGGUUCUGUAAAUGUAGCAGUUGGAUCGGAUGGUGAUGAAGGUGGAUAUGUGAAAGCUGGGGUGAUUUAUAUGGUGAUGGAUGAUUUGGUGGUGACGCCCAUGUCCACCAUUUCUUCAAUUACUCUACUCAACAAUUUCAAAAAUAAGGAAGUGGGUGAGAAGGUGGUGAAAGUGGGCAUGGAUGAGGGUUUGGCAUUACUUAAGGCUUCCUUGAAGUCGAAGACUGUGCUCACGGAUGUAUUCCUUGGAAAAGCUGGUGUAGUUUAG